This is a messenger RNA of Cloeon dipterum, 2926 nucleotides long. RefSeq names its product activating transcription factor 7-interacting protein 1-like. The record is from RefSeq and is a predicted model, not a curated record. Gene Ontology annotation, molecular function: transcription coregulator activity; protein binding. Gene Ontology annotation, cellular component: nucleus; transcription regulator complex. Bases 161 to 2362 code for a protein of 733 amino acids. Gene Ontology annotation, biological process: regulation of DNA-templated transcription. Lineage: Eukaryota; Metazoa; Arthropoda; Insecta; Ephemeroptera; Baetidae. The transcript is spliced from 12 exons.
GACCCUGCUGUGGUAGAGACAGCUAAAAGAGAAUAUCUGGCGAACGCGCGCUCAACGUUAGUGCCGAGACGGCGUUUCCGGCCAACAGCUGAACAAUCUAUAGAGGCUGCUGCAACACGGAGAAUCCUCACUCCCUCACUCAGGCUGUCGUUAAUGAGCAAUGGUCCAGCGCUACUGCAGUGAAGAGAACAUCAUUCCUGAGUCAAAAACAAAGAAACAACUUGUGAAAGUCAUGAAGGACUUGCAUGAAGAGAAACAAGCAGAAAGCAGAAUUCCAAGCAUGGACGAAUUUCCGACCCUGAAUCUGAAUGGCCUCAGUGAAAGUGACCGUGAAAAUUCUCAAGAGAAUAGGGAACCUGUCAUCAAGUGUGUGGACAGCAGCAACUUUGCCGUUGUGAACGGCAAUUGUGAUAGUGGUGAUCGCUUGGGAGCUGAGAGUCGACUUGCAGAUGAAAGACUCGGAGUAGCAGCAAACAAAGAGAAUGAAUCGAGUUUAAGCCCAAUGAAUGAUCUGAAUGAUGACGCGCGAAGUGCACAUCAAGAAGAGGAGCCUGAAGACGACAUCAGAUUAGUGAUGGAAGACGAAUUAGAAAGGAAGUCUGACCCAGCCUAUGAUGGUUCUGAAGGUGGUGAUGAGAAUAAAGCACCCUCAGAGGACCUAGAGUUGGAGGAAUGUACAGAAAGAGAAUUCGUAGACGACUUGCAAGAGAACGACGGAAAGUCGUAUGCUAGUGAUAAUACUUUAGUCGAGGAAGAUGUCAAUGCCGUCGACCGAGAAAAAAAUGGGGAUGAAAACUCAAACCCACCUAGUGAAGCUGUAAUUAGUAUUAGUAGUACCCCUAUCGACAUUGCGGAUAGUACAAAUAAUUUUGAUUGUGCUGACGAGGAGCCAGAAGUUUCUCCAAGAAAGAGGCCAGCCUCUACGACAGACAAGGAGGUUGCAGUGAAGAAGAUUAAAAUCGAGACUGCUGAUCGAAGUGCAGAAAUGAGCGUGCAAGAGGACGCGCAACUUGUAAAAACUAUGACCCGCGAUGAACUGGCAAAACUUUUAAUCGACGCAUUCAUUACGAGCAAAACCAGGAAGAGUGAGUUGGCAACUAUGGAGCACGAGUUGGUUAAAUUGAGGUUGAAGUGUGACUCCUACAAGAAAAAAAUCACCACCCUCACCAAACAAUGUAUGGAUAUCCAAAACAGCGUUGCACAAGUUGCCGAGUCCAACAAAUCUAAUGCAAAGGCGCUGAAGCCAAAACCAAUCGUUCGGCACGUCGCUGUUCAAGUUCCCUCCAAAAACAUAGGGAUCACACCUCAGCCUGAGAAAAAGGUGAAAACAAUAACUCCUAUCAAUCGCGUGCCGCUGCCACAACAGCCUAACACCAUCAUCACCAAGGCCAGUCCAAAGCCUGCCGCUGUCAAGUCACCGCAGGGGAUUCCAACCUUGAAGGCUGCAAGCAGACAGGUCUUACUGACCAAAACGACUCCAGCUGGCGCAGUGGUGACUACCACGCCUGCAUCCCAGGGCAUGGUUGCGCCCCUGAGGCUGACAAGCAAAUCCACGACGCCACCGAACCCUCCUGUGCGGACGAUCGGACAGACUACCAUGAGAAACGGACAGACAACUAUGAAAGGAAGCGAUACAGCGGCACCCAUGCAAUUCAUGCAGAGCGGCAACAGGAUCAUCAUCCCUAAUUCAACUGGCCUGCAGGGCAUGCAACAGACUAAGCAACCUGUUGCUUACUUGAUCUCCAAUUCGAACAAUGGGAACAUGCUGCUGCAGUCUCAAAUGGGAGGAAUCCUGCUGAACAAGGCAUCUCCAUCCGCUGUCAGUCCAGUGCAAAUGCAGACAUCACGAAACAACAACGUUCUAGGCAAUAGACCAUUCAUGCCGCAGACGGCACAGAACUCUACAACAAUGCGCCAACCCUUCACAAAUGGCACUCGAAGAUUCAGCCAAGCCCUGAGACCGCCAACUCACCCUGCACCCCUGCCGUCGGUCCCUUUCAUCCCUCCGCGGCCAGGUUGGAAGCAACCGCCGCCUAAGCCAAAUCUCAAAAUUACACAGGCAACCAAAGGAGGGAUAAUGCUGUCAUGGAAUCUGCUCACGUUCAACUCGGAUCACGAGGAGAUUAAGAGCUACCAAAUUUACGCGUAUCAAGAAACGUCGGAGGAGCCGAGCCAGCGACUUUGGAAGACAGUGGGUGACGUGAAAGCGCUUGCUCUGCCAAUGGCCUGCACCCUGACGCAGUUCAAAGAUGGCUACAAGUACCAUUUCGCAGUGCGCGCCGUCGACAUACGCAACAGAAUGGGGCCCAGCAGCGAAACCAUGAACAUCGAGUUGAAGCCUCCCAACCACUCAAAAAUGUAAAUUCCAGAACCUUUUGCUGCCGGUUUGGGAGUAAAUAAGGGGACUGAAUUGGGGCCCGUCUUGAAUGCAAACUGCUUUCCAAACACAAAAAGGGAAACUUUUGUUCGACAAAUUUUCUAAUUGUAUGCACGCAGAGCUCAUGAAAGAGAUAAUGCGUUAGCCACCGUGAUAACACUAGUCAGAUCGCUACGAAAGUAGUUCCACCAAAGGCUGUCAUCAUUAGCCAGAUAAUUACCUGACUUGUGAAAUAAUCACGUUUUUCAACCCGUUGCUCUGUGUAUACCUAAAUCGCCGCCUCUCUAUAUUAAUGGCUAGAGUAGUAAAAUUUUAGCCGUGCUAAAUUUUCAUUGAUGCCUUGCGAUUAUUAAGUGAAAAAAUUUCUUUACUCCUUCUUAAUUCCAACGUUCAUCAUAUUUAUUCCCUUGCGUAUAAAUGAAACCGGCUAUAAAAUAUUCAACACUGCCAACUUCGGAACAAACUAAUUGUUUGUGUUGUACAUAAAUAGGACCCCCAAAUUUCAGCAUCAGUUUGGAGAGUUACAAAUUAAAUAUUAAUAUGAUAUAA